UGUUCUUGUUUUUCCUCUUUCAAAUCGCCUGGAGUUUAAUUGAUAUCGCGACUUGCACAAAGGAUGGGUUUGUGUCGCUAGCUCCGACGCUCAAAUUGAACUGAAGGCGGGAGGCGCGAGCGCUGAGGCGAAUGAUGCGCGAGAGGGGAAGCCUAGCCAAUAAAUAGAAGCUGCCGCUGUAACGGUCGCCGUAGCGUCCGUCAUGGAACUGAGGGGGAAACGUAAGUAGACAUUUAAAACGGACUCUCAAAAGAAGUUAAAACGCUCAACACGGACUCUCAAACGUUUAUAUGUAAAGUAAAACUAGUGAAGCACAGCGAAAAGAAGCUCUCUUCUAUCAAACAAACGGUUGGUUUCAGAACUUGGACAGCUCCCUAGUGCUGCCGCAGAAACAGUACCAACUCUGUGAGGCUACAUCGAAACUCCAGCACAGAACCGUGUUUCCGAGACUUCAGUUUGGUCCCAGGUCUUUUCGGUAUCAUCUUCCUCCGAACAUCGUGGCGCCAUGGCCGGUGCACUUGAGGGAGAGAAGCAGCUUUUUGAGAAGUUCUGGAAGGGCACGUUCAAAGCCGUGGCAAUGCCGCGACCCGAGAGCAUCAUCGUGGCCAGCAUAACCGCACGGAGAGCCGUGUCAAAGUUGGAGACAGCAGUUACCCUCGCACCAAAAGACGACAAAGAGAAAGUGGAAACUAAAGAUACAGUUGCAAAAACUCAUGAGAAAAACAGACACAUCAAACACAGAGGACGCAAACAUCGUAGCCACCACCGAGCUCGUAGUGUGUCUUUUGAUGCUGAUCUUUCCCCUCGGCCGGUGUAUAAAGCGAAGAAAAAGAAGAAGAAGUCAGAAAGGAAGAGGAGGAGACAAAGUCCAUCACAUGUGAGGAAGAAAAAGAAGAAGAAGAGCUCAAAGAAAAGAAAGCACCAUAGGUCUGCCUCAAGGAAGGGGAGACACAGUGUUGCGAGUCCCAGGUAUAAAAGAAAGGAGGACAAAAAACACAAAAAAAGGUCAAGGAGCCACUCUCAUCGCAAACACAGACACCGGAAAGUAGAAAUUAGAAGUUCUCCCUGCAUGGAAAUCAGAUAUGAAGAUUGUGAAAAGGCUGACUUCCACGAUGGUGGGCAUUCAUCAGCUGAUCACAGAGGCGAUGCAUGCAGUUCGGCAAUCAAGCUGACCAAUCAAAUCUCCUCUAAGUGCUGCUGCCGCCUCUCUGAAAGCACUGUCUUACCAUCACGUCCUUGGGUUGAGGGUUUAAACAAAAUGGUGAUUGUCAAGGACUCACUGUCCAAUAAGGGCAAAGAACAUGCAGAUUACGAUUCGGGAAAUGACACGUCUUCUCCACCCUCAAGUAAAACUGGCAUCACAAGGUCAAAGGUUGUUGGAAACAAAAAGGUAUCAUAUCAAGAGUUGACAUCUCCAAUGAAGCUCAGACUAGCCGAUGGGGACAAUGCCUCAGAUUCAGGAAAUUCACUAACCAGCUAUGACUCUCUGGGUAAACCGUUGCUGAGAGACAAUACUUUACACAGCUCUGUCUUCAACAAGCUCAAAGGUGAGGAAAUGGGAAGAUACUCUGAUUUUGAGAAGACACCUCUGGGUCUUGGCCCUGAUAGGAAUCAGAGACCUUCUUAUGAUAGAUAUCAACAUCGAACAAGAUCCCGCAGCAGAAGCGCAUCAUCCCAAAGCAGAUAUUCAGGGCGCUAUUCUAGAAGCCGAUCUCGGUCCUCAGGGAGGAGAUCAUAUUCCCACUCAUCCAGUUACUCACUGGAUUCACGAAGAGACAGUCUGUCUAGUGCGAGCUGCUGCCACUGUCUAAGUUACACACGGUGCACAACAGACAGGUUUCGGGAGCGAAAGAGAAACUGCCGUUCCUGUGAGAGUAAAAAGCACAAUAGGAGAAGACCUUGUUCCCCAAUGAGAAAGAGAAGAAGAGAUUCCCCCAGCCAUCUCGAAGCUCGUAGGAUAACAAGUGCCAGAAAGAGACCCAUCCCCUACUACCGUCCCAGCCCUUCUGUCAGCAGUCGAUCCUCCAGUCUCCUCUCCUGGCGCCUGUUUUCUCUCAGCCGCAGUCGUUCGCGCAGUCGAAAUAAAAGUCGCAGUCACACUUAUUCCUCAUACAGAAGCUACAGUCGCAGCUCAUCAUGGAACUCUUUAGAUAGCAGAAGCAGUCGGAGUAGAAGCUAUGACUCAAUGGUGAGCUAUAGCAGAGCCCGUCGCUAAUUUACGACAAACCAGAUGCUGGAAUGCCAAGCUCCAGCACAAGCUUGGACUAGAUAUUACUGCAACAGGGAGCGAAAUGGACCAGCACUGAGAACACGCUUUGCUUGGAUAUGGAACAUCAGGUAGUGACAGGAUCAUCUGUUCGGUGUCAGAUAAGACUGAAGCUUUCCAUAUUGUUGUGUACUAAACUGUGUGCUUUCAUUCAUCCCGCUCAAAGGAAAACUUGUCUAUCAAUCACAAAACCUGCUGUUGUGGAAAGGACAAAACCAGAGCUAUCAUAGAACUCUUCAUACUCUUUUGAAAUAUUCUAAACAGUGAGUUUCUGCUAUACCUUGUUUGCACAAUGGUGUGAAGAUAUUCCUUUAUCAGUUGUUGUAGAUAAAAAGGACAUGUCUUCGUGUGCUGGGUCGCUCACAAGGCGCUCAUGACCUUAUUGCUUCCAUAACAGCUUUAACUGAGAGCAGCCACUUCUGUGUUUCACACACCUUUACUUUGAAAAAUGUGCCAUCCGAAUUGGUCAUACUAGAAAAUACAAACACCAUCAGACCAAAUGCCAGAUUUAUUUAUCUUCUGUUGAACAACUCAAAUGUCAUUGGCCGUGAUGAGGAUAAUGAGGAUAAUGAGGAUGAUGAUGAUGAUGAUGAUGAUGAUGAUGAUGAUGAUGAUGGUGGACAAUCAAAAUGUGGCGGAUGUGCUUCAGUGGUUGGAAGCCUUUUGUGGCCCAGCUGUCCAUACUGUGUUACCAAAUUCGUUCAACUGCAUAUUAAUCUUGCAAACCUAAAGAAACAAGAUUAAGUUAUUUUCAUCCAUUGGAUUCAAGGCUCCUUUCUGAGUGAGCAAACUUUGACCAACUGAUAUCAAGGUUAAAGCACUGGCGUAUUUAUUAUUUUGUUGGCAAUUACAUAUUUUUAUUAGUAUUGCUAUUAACAUGCCAUUACGCCAUUGCAUGACCCUUGAGUAGCUUUAAGUUGUUUAUUUUUUAAUUAUUUAUUCACUUUUAAUGCCUAGUCAUUUGAAUUUUAUCUGUGAUCAUAUUCAUAGGGUCUGCAAAUUUCUAUAUAUUAUUCAGAUCAUUAUUUAUAAGGUGAAACCUUUAAUAUUUAUGAAGAAAACAUUGAGUUUCCCAUUAUUUCUAAGUGGUUUCAAUUAAUUUAUCAUGCUCAAAAUGCCAGUUAAAACACACAUCCAGUCCUGCACUAAUUAAGUCACACACUCUCUAAAUCACUCACUUCACAUAAACCAUAGUGCUAUUUAUAAAUGCAAAUGUUUCAUAAAGCAUCGCUAUUCUUUUCUGGCUGCAUAUCAGUGCAGAUAAAUCAAGAAACUAUUACAGACUGGGAGGAACGAAGAAGGUUGUCAUAAGAAAUCAGUCAAAAAGGCAAGAACAAGGCUUUUUUAAAGGAUCAAAGAUGUGUAUUUGGUGUGUGAUACAGCUUGAUGAAAUGGCGUGCAAAAAUCAUCACACCUUCGUUUUGACCAGCAUGAUCACACGUGAAGUCGGCAUGAUGUUUCCGAUAGUUUUGAUACCAUAGGAUCGGCGACUGUAUGCCGACGCAUUCUUUUCAGACAUGUUUGCAGUGGUUUCAAUGUGUUUACCUUUCCACCUGGCGCGAUUGUCUGGGCGUUGCUUCAGCUGUGUGUGAGACUAGGGUUCAAAGCCAGACAGUAACCGUGUUUGAAUAAUCAAUGUUUCUGAGGUUUCACUUUUACCUCUAACACUGCUUUGGUUAAGGUAAGGUUUGGGUUUGGGUUGGGGGAUAGAAUCUAUAAAUAUAUGUUUUUCUCUUCAUUGUAUAACAUCCUGUAAAGCUGAAAACAACUUGCUUCACUACUAGCUUUUGGCGACCUCUCCUGGACAUAAAUGGAGAUCACACGUGCCUAUAUGCCCUACAACACUUACCGCUUUGUCCACUGGGGUGCAGUGUUUCAAAAUUUCGGUUAACGUAUACCGAUUUUGACUAAAGAAAAGUCGGUCUACUCUUUCCGAUUUCACUGUGAGAUCAGGCUGUUUUGACAGACAAUGGCAGGUUCUUUGUUUCUGUGUCCUAAAAAUCUAUUGGAGUACUUGUUAAAUGAAGGCAUGGUGAUCUCUAUGCACUGUACAUUAUUUGCUGUCUGACUGUUGUGAAUCCUGACACUUGUACAGAUAAUUAGAUGUAGAUGUGGGGGUUGGGGGGGGGGUGCUUGAAGUGUAUCACAGUGUUUUAUCUUCUUGAAUUCAUCUUCUUCUCUUGUCUCGAACUGUAAAUGAGUUUAGUGAAUGAUUAUGUAAAUCUGUCGUGUAAAUAUGCAAACAUUUAGUGCGGCUAUAUGAGGCAUGGGCUUUAUUUAUUGAGAAAGAGUAGUGGUCUGACUGUUUACAAAGCUGGAUUUCAGAUUUACAUAAUUUGCAUUGCUGUUUUUUCCUGCUGGAAAAAUUAAUUAAUAACAUGGCAUGUUGAAAUUUUGCCAUUAGUCUACCAUUGAAAUCUUGCAAUUGCAAAAGUCCUUUGGAUUGUUGCAAUAUCAUGCAAGGCUUUUGACCAGGCAUUCACUUGUAUAAUGCACAGAAUAAGAGGUAAAGAUAUAAUUUAGGUAAAUAUAUUUGUCUUUAGCAGUUAAAAGUUUAAUCCCUCAAUAUUCCCCCAUUCUACAGCAGUGUAUGUAUACAAUGAUGUCUAUGUGUACAAGAAUAUCAAUGUCUC
Xyrauchen texanus (razorback sucker) is the source of this 4899-nucleotide messenger RNA. Its product is annotated as serine/arginine repetitive matrix protein 4-like. Lineage: Eukaryota; Metazoa; Chordata; Actinopteri; Cypriniformes; Catostomidae. Gene Ontology annotation, molecular function: mRNA binding. The coding region runs from base 506 to 2215 and encodes 569 amino acids. The record is from RefSeq and is a predicted model, not a curated record. Gene Ontology annotation, cellular component: nucleus. The transcript has 13 exons. Gene Ontology annotation, biological process: neuron maturation; regulation of RNA splicing; mRNA processing.